Lotus japonicus is the source of this 988-nucleotide messenger RNA. Its product is annotated as transcription initiation factor TFIID subunit 9. Lineage: Eukaryota; Viridiplantae; Streptophyta; Magnoliopsida; Fabales; Fabaceae. Gene Ontology annotation, cellular component: transcription factor TFIID complex; SAGA complex. Gene Ontology annotation, biological process: RNA polymerase II preinitiation complex assembly; DNA-templated transcription initiation. Gene Ontology annotation, molecular function: protein heterodimerization activity; RNA polymerase II general transcription initiation factor activity; transcription coactivator activity. The transcript has 3 exons. The coding region runs from base 183 to 722 and encodes 179 amino acids. The record is from RefSeq and is a predicted model, not a curated record.
GACAAAACAAGCCCAAGUCCAAUCUCCUCGACCUCGAAUUCCCCUUUCAUUCUUCACCGGAAGCUCAACUAACUCCUCCGUCUCACACUCUCCUCGGCAGCUCCGGCCACCACCGCACAGGCACGCUUCCGAUUCCUCCGCCUCGAUCUUCACACCUGCGCACCCUCAUACAUUGCGCAGAUAUGGCUGAUAAAGAUGAAGAACUGAAUAUGCCAAGGGACGCAAAGAUUGUGAAAUCUUUGUUGAAAUCAAUGGGGGUAGAGGACUAUGAGCCUCGUGUUAUUCAGAAGUUUCUAGAGCUAUGGUAUCGCUAUGUCGUCGAUGUCUUAACGGAUGCACAAGUUUACUCAGAGCACGCAAGCAAGGCUGCGAUCGACUGUGAUGAUGUUAAGCUUGCUAUUCAAUCCAAGGUUAACUUCAGCUUCUCGCAACCGCCGCCUCGCGAGGUGCUUCUGGAGCUGGCUCAAAAUCGCAACAAGAUACCACUGCCAAAGACUAUAGCAGGACCUGGUGUUCCGCUUCCACCUGAUCAGGACACAUUAAUCAGUCCCAACUACCAGUUUGCGAUUCCAAAUAAAAGGCCUGCUGAACCUAUAGAAGAUACAGAGGUUGAAGAAGCUACCACUUCCAACCCCUCUCAAGAAGAGAAGACAGAUGUGCAACAGAAUCCCAAUCAAAGAGUGUCAUUUCCCCUGCCGAAGCGCCAAAAGGAUCAACUUUAAGUCCCAUCUGUAACCUAUGAUUAAUUCCAUCAAUAGCUCAUUUGUGACAAAAAUCUAUAAAGCAUGUGGCUUGUUGAGUUUAAUUUGUAAGUCUGAGUAUAUUAACAGUUAGGGGUGUAUUAAGUAAAAUGACUACUUUUAUAUUAGGAGAGGGUAAAUCUAACACAUAAUCAUGUAUGGAUGAUCAAACAUCUAACUGGUUUAUGCUGCUGGAUAUCAUUGUGUUUUGGCUUUCAAUUUUGCUUACAACUCUAGUGUUUUGAUUC